This is a messenger RNA of Glossina fuscipes, 892 nucleotides long. RefSeq lists its product as uncharacterized. Lineage: Eukaryota; Metazoa; Arthropoda; Insecta; Diptera; Glossinidae. The coding region runs from base 198 to 866 and encodes 222 amino acids. The record is from RefSeq and is a predicted model, not a curated record. The transcript is spliced from 7 exons.
UUAAAAUAAACGUCUGUUUAAUGUUGAUUGUGUAAAAAUUUCGUUUUCAAUUGAUGGUUAAAAUCAAAUAAAACGCGUGUUCAUUAAUAAUCAAUCAAAUACACAGCAGAAAGCAAAAAUUAAUCUCGAAAUAACGAAAAACUUAUAUAAAAGCAGCCGCGACCCCUAUCAUCCUGUCUUUAGCAAGCAAAAAAAAAAUGGAAUCUAAACGUAGCCACAGGCAAAGCGUGCAUAGCAAUAAGCCCGGAUCAUCGAAGACGCAAAUAUUAAAAAGCACCAGUGAUGUUAGCGUGACCCCUAGUCAAGCUGCCGAAUUAGCCAAACAAAAUGCUCGAAAAAAUCCUUUGGAUGCUUUAAGUAAAAUGAACGCUAGACAAACACCAAUCAUUGAGCGUAGAUCGGGUCUCCAAGAUGUGGACGAAGAAUAUUUAAAGAAAAAUAUUUUCACUAAACCAUUAUUUCCACGUCAUUCGGGCCUAAACGAUGAUGUUUAUGCGGCGCGUCAAAUCCAAAAUAUGCCUGCUGCCGGACAACCUUCCGUAUCGGGCUCAAACGAUGAUGCCUAUGCUGCGCGUCAACUCCAAAUCCAAAAUAUGCCUGCUGCUGGACAACCUUCAGUACCGCCGCAGGGCGAUGGUAUAUCAGUAACAUCUUCAAAGGCUCAUCAGCAUAAUAAGUAUCAUCAGCAACAACCGCAGCAAGUACCACCGCAAUUAUCGCCGCCGCAACAACCGCAAGUAGCUCAGCCUAACUUGCCACCAUCGCAAGUUCAAAUGCAAGUAGCGUCAGGAGGACAAUCGCAUGGCAAAAAUCCAAUAGCAACCCAUGUAAAUUCUGCAUAUUAUUAUUUAAAUAUUUAUAAAUAAAGCAAUCUCUUUUUUUCCUUUAUGUG